Prunus mume (Japanese apricot) is the source of this 1783-nucleotide messenger RNA. The record is from RefSeq and is a predicted model, not a curated record. Lineage: Eukaryota; Viridiplantae; Streptophyta; Magnoliopsida; Rosales; Rosaceae.
AGAAGUCCUCACAAGUCAUUGGUUGUAAAGAAGACAGAGAAAGUUUCAAAAAAGGUUUCAGCUUAUUACUCUUCUACACCUCCUCUGUUCUGUUCUGUUCUCUCCAGUCCCACCCCAAACUCUCACAACCCCGAUCGUAGUUUUCAGCCUAAAUCUCUUUUCAAUUCAGGGGAUAGUGAAACUUUGAGAAAGAGUAACUCCCAAGGUGCGUUUGAAAAGUUAGAAUCCGAGGCAAAUCAAUCGGGUCAUGGUUUGGACUGUGCUUAUGCUUCCGUUUGAACCCAACAGUAUCUGUGAAGAUUAUUAGGAAAAAGAGAGGGAAGGGUUUCUCUGCUUCUUUUGGGGUCUGGCCGUUUUCUUUAUUAUAUAGCUCAAAAAAGACUUCGGCUUUAGUUGUAUUAUGCAACUUGGUUUUGAUAAAGGGAUCAAGGAGCGUCCAAGGCCAAGAGAGAGACUGAGAGAGUGAGACUGGUGAGAGAGAGAGAGAGAGACAGAGCGAGGUGAAAUUAAAUACCCAAUGCCGCAGGAGGAGCCAAGGAAGAAGCUUGGAAAUGAAUAUUCUAAUUCCAAGAAGAAGGAGCGCCACAUAGUUACCUGGUCUCAAGAGGAGGAUGACAUUCUGCGCAACCAAAUUAGCGUUCAUGGAACAGACAAUUGGGCUAUCAUUGCGUCAAAAUUCAAGGAUAAAACAACGAGACAGUGCAGGAGACGAUGGUACACAUACUUGAAUUCUGACUUCAAGAAGGGAGGAUGGUCACCAGAGGAAGACAUGCUCUUAUGCGAGGCUCAAAAGAUAUUUGGUAACAGAUGGACAGAAAUAGCUAAGGUGGUUUCGGGGAGAACUGACAAUGCUGUGAAAAAUCGGUUUUCGACCUUGUGCAAGAAGAGAGCCAAAUAUGAGGCCUUAGCUAAAGAGAACGCUACUUCAUACAUCAAUUCAAAUGACAAAAGGGUCAUAAUCCGAAAUGGUUUCAAUACAGAUGGAACAACAGAAACUACAGCACCUUCUAAGAAGAUGAGGAGAACCCACAUCCCUAAUCUCUCCGAAAAUUGUAACUCCGGGGAUAGACUAUUUGAGCAGUGUGGAAAGAUGAAUCAGCAGCUAAGAGCUCCAUUUACUGUGUUGAUUCAGAAUUUCCACAAUGUAGACAACCUGCCAGACCAGCAUAAUGUCAGUAGCACAAAGGAAGUCUCUGGGAAUGCACAAAAUAGCAAGUUUCAAGGAUCAUUUCUCAAGAAGGACGAUCCGAAGAUAACUGCUCUGAUGCAACAAGCAGAGUUGCUCAGCUCAUUGGCACUAAAAGUUAACACAGAGAACACAGACCAGAGUCUUGAAAAUGCUUGGAAGGUGCUCCAGGAUUUCUUGAAUCAAAGCAAAGAAAGCGACAUCCUCAGUUAUGGAAUUACUGAUUUUGAUUUUCAACUCGAAGAUCUUAAAUAUCUGUUAGAGGACUUAAGGAGUACUAAUGAAGGAAGUCGACCAUCUUGGCAGCAACCAGAUCUAUACGAUGAGUCCCCAGGAAGCUCUGAAUACAGUACAGGGUCAACUCUCCUGUCCCAAACAGAAUGUUAUGUGGAACAAAACGAAGCUGAAAUAGGUACACUGAUUGAGGAGAUUCAACCUGGUUCACAAUCCAUUCCUAUUGGAGGGGAAAAUGAUGUUCGAGAAUGUGAGAAAGGGAUUGUUUCCAGAGGAACCAGAAAGCAAGAAAUAUUUCCAUCUUGUAAUGAAGGAACAAAAACUGAUGCAGUCAUUUCUGUAUCGUCAAAUACAGAGUUUGAA